GAGGAACCCACAGCACAUAGCACCGUCUGACCACACCCCUCUCCCCAGACAGUCCCUGCCUCGCCGCUCCUGCUUGCCACAGGCACGUCCACAACGCAUAGACCCGGCGAAACAUCGAAACAACAAAAAGCCACGGCCCACGAUAAUACUGUACACCCCCUACGAAAUAGACACCAGUGCUUUUGCCCUUUUUUUUCUUAGCACCCCGAAAUGGCCUCUGCAGACCCGCCAGCCACCACAGGACCCACGUCACAGACCGCACAGACCGCACAGACCGCACAGAUCGACAGAAAAGUGCCGUCUGCGCCGGACAGAAAGCAGACAGCACCCACCCACAUACCGACGUCGGCGUUCACGCCCGUCAACGACCUCCCGCUCGAGAUCAAGGAGCCCAUCAAAAUCACCACCAGCAAAAAAUGGGUGCUCCCGCCCAGACCCAAGCCGGGACGCAAGCCGGUGUCCUCGUCAGACCUCGACACCGCGGCCUUCUCGCUCGACAAGGACUCGUCCAAGUCGAAGAUCUGCAAGCCGGACAUCCACCACAACCACAGCCACAACCACAACCACCUGCGCCAGGUCACCAUAGAAAAGAGGCCCUUCUCGUUCCCGCCGGAAAGAGACAACUCCAUUUCUACCGCAGUUCCGAGUGGCAACACCACGCUGGCCUCGUCCCCGGCAGACUUCUCCUGCCUCUCGCCAAAGUCGUCCUCCUCGUGCAUGCCGACCCCGUCGCCAACUCCGGACUCGCUGUCGCCAAAGCUCGAGUCUAACGUGCCCGUCGCCAAGCCGCCUCAGACACAGCUCCAGCCGCCGGCACACACACAGCCCGAGAAGAGAAAACGCUCUGUGGCCAAGCUGGCCCACCAUGCAGCCGCUGGCUCCAAGAGAAAACAGGACCAGCCUGUCGUCACCAACAGCAACAAAAUGAUCGAGGUCGACUGUUCCAUAAUACAUAACCCGCUCAAGACAGAAAUACUGAAGAUCAACGAGGAAAACUACUACUUGAAGCUCGAAGUCAUCCGGCUCGUGUCCAACUUGAAGGGCCUCAGAGACGAGAUACAGCCCAUUGUCGACAAGCGCAAGACAAAGGCUGGCCGGAAGGUGAAGAAGGAAAAAUCGACUGCUGCGGCCAAGCCGGCUGCGUCAUCAGCAUUGCCGACCGCUGCUCCCACAACAGUGGCACAGGGUGUCCAAAAACAGAACCCAAAUACCUUCACACCCGUCCUGCAACAAGCGUCGUCGUCAACAGCACCAGCUGCGACCCCGGUUACCGCCCCCACCAAGAAGCGGAACCACGACGACGACAUCAACGACUUAAUUUUGUCGCUGAUCGACUUGAGCCACUCGCAGCAGACCUCCGAGUCCAAACCGGCCUCCGACGAGGCGGCCCCCAACAGCGACUCCGCUCGCAACACAAACGCUAGCACGACCUUGACCAUGACCCCGACCACGACGACGGAAACGAACACUCACUCACACACCCACACGGACACGAAUAAAUAUACCAACACUAAUGCAGACAUGAAACGGAGCCCAGAAACCAAAGGAACAAACAACAAGGCGACGAAGAUGAAGCCCAAAACGAAGCUUAAAGCAAAGCCAAAGCCAAAGCCCUCGAACGCAGACCUGCAAGCAGACGCUGCUCCGAUCCCCGACGCCGUGGACUUUGCAACGAUGAAUGCGCCUUCUUCGUCGAUGACGACAGCUGCGGCAGCUACUGUCACAGCUGCACCACCAGCAACAUCAACGGCACUCUCGCCAUUGGUGCUUGACCAGAGCGCAGACGCUCUCCGCCAGGGACAACACUCACACGUGCAAUCGCCAGUCUUCUCCAACGACCUCGUGAACGACCCCUUCUUCGAGCUCUCCUCGAAGGCUCUGCUGGACAGGCAGACGCUCUACGACGAAGACGACCUUGACCUGCUGUCCACCGUGUCGACAACGCCAAGCACCAUGUUUUCCCUGUCUCUCAGCGCCACCAACGAGACCGUCGACUCUGUCGCCGGCAGCAGCGGCCCGAUGCUCAUGGGCGGCCUGGAAAACAUCGACGAGCUGCCACCCUUCAACCUCCUCAACCUCCCGGACGAGAAGGCCAUCGCCGCAGGCAAGCUCGACAUCCGCCUCAACUACGACUACGACCGCUCUGUCGCCGAGAACCGGUACCCUCCACUCGACACCUUCAGCCUCCUCGACGGUGGCAUAUCCGGCGACCGGGACAGAGACAUUGGCAGUCUACAGCUGCUGUCCGACAGAAGGCUUUCUGUCGACGGCUCCUCGGGCCCGAACACUGGCGAACUCGUUGACUUCGCAAUGCCCGAAGACGUCGAGUCUGUCUUCGACACCUUCAUCCACGGACGAGGUGCCUUUUAAGCUUCCAGGUUUUUCCGGCCCUGCCUACAGUCUUCUAUAGAUCCCGGUGUGUAAUGUUAAUGUAUAUGAUGAUGAACGACAACGACAAGACGAAGACCUCGGACCCUCAGCCAGCCCCUCGUUUCCGGAACGGCGUUUUGCCCCUCGCGGAAGCGGGCACGUGUGCCAGCCAAUAUAGACACUAUCUGCCGAGGGCUGCGGGCCUCUGGCGUGUGCUCGAUGAAGGAGAGGGCCACCCCGAUACGUACGAUCUGCACGGUGUCGCCGAAGAC
Molecule: messenger RNA, 2642 nt
Organism: Pichia membranifaciens NRRL Y-2026
Lineage: Eukaryota; Fungi; Ascomycota; Pichiomycetes; Pichiales; Pichiaceae
Exons: 1
Coding region: 211-2370 (719 amino acids)
Biological process (GO): regulation of DNA-templated transcription
Cellular component (GO): nucleus
Source: RefSeq, a predicted model, not a curated record